Molecule: messenger RNA, 924 nt
Organism: Sabethes cyaneus
Lineage: Eukaryota; Metazoa; Arthropoda; Insecta; Diptera; Culicidae
Gene: RpL7-like
Exons: 2
Coding region: 76-834 (252 amino acids)
Biological process (GO): maturation of LSU-rRNA from tricistronic rRNA transcript (SSU-rRNA, 5.8S rRNA, LSU-rRNA)
Cellular component (GO): cytosolic large ribosomal subunit
Molecular function (GO): structural constituent of ribosome; RNA binding
Source: RefSeq, a predicted model, not a curated record
UUCCCAGUAGCAAAACAAGCAAAACGUGCUCGUGCGCUGUUUUUCGCUUCGGUUCUUGUAAGCACAUCAGCAACGAUGGAAAAGUAUGCCGUUCCGAAUAAACUGCCGGCGGAGGAAAUCUCCAUCUUGGCGCAGCGUAGGUCCCGCAUCCGACGGGAAGCCAACCAGUGGGUGCGGAAGCCACUGCCGGAGAACCGCAAAACGAAAUUCUGCAAGCCGGAGUUCUUCAUUGCCGAUUGCCGGAAAGCGGAACGUGACGCUAAACGUAUCAAACGGAACUUUCUCAAAACCGGAGUUGAGCUUAAGAAUCCGGACAUUCAGCACGGUCGGCUGAUACUGGUGUUUCGCCACCGGGGAAAAUAUAUCGCCAACAAAGAGGUAAUGCAUAUUUUAGCGAAACUUGGUUUGCCGUACAAGCGGCGGGCGGUACUGCUCAAGCUGACCGAGGGUGUCCAUGCGAUGCUGAAGAUGGUGGAACCAUGGGUCAUCUGGGGCUAUCCGAACAUCACCACUGUUCGAGAGCUGCUUUACAAGUAUGGUCUUUUUACGCCGGAGAACGGCGAAAAGGGUCCGAAGAAAAUCCCGAUUGCUUCGAACAAGCUGGUGGAGGACAAAUUUGGCCAUUUGGGAAUCAUCUGCGUGGAGGAUUUGCUGCAUGAACUGCUGACGGUGGGACCGAACUUCUUCAAAGUAACUAAAAUUUUGCACACAUUCGAGCUUCGAUCACCGGCCGAUGGUUGGAAGACGGCCCGCAGGGGUAAGUUACGUUCGCUGGGCGGUGAAGCCGGAUUCCGAGGAGAGGAGAUUAACGAAUUCUUCAAACGGUUGCUGUAAGAUCGGACGAUGCUUGUAUUUAGGUGUGUAAUUUAAGUUUUGAUACUUUACUAUCUUGUAUUGGAGAAGAGAGGAAAUACAGAAUUAGGU